Messenger RNA from Penicillium riverlandense, 1086 nucleotides. RefSeq lists its product as uncharacterized. NCBI's taxonomy places the organism in Eukaryota, Fungi, Ascomycota, Eurotiomycetes, Eurotiales, Aspergillaceae. The record is from RefSeq and is a predicted model, not a curated record. The transcript is spliced from 2 exons. The coding region runs from base 1 to 1086 and encodes 361 amino acids.
AUGCGGACAUCGUCCACCCCCACAGGCACCGUCUCCUUCGACACGUUGACCGAAGCCUUCGGACCAUCCUCCUUGGGGAUUAUCGUCGUCAAGGACCUCCCAGCGGACUUUGUGAAAUUGCGCGCCCAGGUCCUCUCUAAUGCGUCGUAUCUCGCUGCUCUCCCAGCUGAGGAACUAGAAUCCCUGGAAAGCCCCCAAUCCAAGUACCUCGUCGGCUGGUCCUGUGGCAAAGAAACUCUCAAGACAGGGCACUUCGACACGUUGAAGGGAUCCUACUACGUCAACUGCGCCUUCUACCAAGACCCCUCUCUGCAAAGCGCGCCAGCAGACGGUUUUCCAGAUUUGCCGCAGUACACGGCGCCCAACAUCUGGCCGCCCGGCGCACGUCUGCCCGGUUUUCGGGACGGGCUCGAGCAGCUCUGUGCGCUGAUUAUUCGCACCGCGGCGCUCGUUGCGCAAGCUUGUGAUCGCUACGCUGAGGCUAAUAUCGACGGCUAUAAGCCUGGUUAUUUGCAUCAUGUCGUUACGACCAGUUUGACUACCAAGGCGAGGCUGUUGCAUUAUUUUCCGGCGCCGGAGACGGAGGCACAGAAGGAUUCUGGGCUUGAGGGUGAGGAGGAGGAGGAUGAUGAUGAUGAUGAUUGGUGUGCUACGCAUAUCGACCACGGCUGUCUGACGGGUCUCACAUCGGCCAUGUUCCUUGACGAAGCUGCUUCACCUCCCACUCUACCUACAUCUUCAUCUUCAUCGUCCCUCCCUCUCCUCCACGAACUCCCCCGCUCGCCAGACCCGCAAGCAGGCCUCUACAUCUCUUCCCGCACGGGCGACAUCGUCAAAGUCAACAUCCCCAAGGACUGCCUCGCCUUUCAAACAGGGGAGGCCCUCCAACUCAUCACGCAGGGCAAGUUCCGUGCCGUCCCGCACUUUGUGCGAGGUGCGCGAUGCCCAGACACGGCGGAGUUCGAGAAUGCGAGGAUUGCGCGCAAUACGCUGGCUGUUUUUACCCAACCGAAUCUGGCGGAGGAGGUGCAGGCGGGUGUCUCUUUUGCGGAGUUUGCGAGGGGGGUUGUGCAGAAGAACUAUUAG